AUGGAACGCAGGGACAAUUCGUCUCUCUGGAGGUCACCGGAGCAUCAGAGCCUACUGCAUGAAGCCUACCGAGGCUUCGAAAUGGGCCAUGGCCUUCCGUCUGGAUCCACAGCCACACCGGCUCGCACGCCGACGAGGAAGGAGAAGGAUGUCAUCCCUCUGAUCCCUUGUGGGCAAGCAAUUCAUGGGUCUCUGAAGCAAGGCAGCAUGUUCUUUGGGCAUCAGCAUCGGCAGUUUGCCAACCUACCGAUGGCCGAUGGUGCCAUACUAAGCAAGAGAGAGAGAGAAACAUGGGACAAGGAUUAUGAUCCCCUUACUGCCAGGAGGUCAUUUAUGAAUGGGCUGCCAGGAGCAACCAGGUACCUCCAAACACCUCUCCUGAAGACUCAGCAUCUGGAGUUAUGA
Messenger RNA from Darwinula stevensoni, 405 nucleotides. Lineage: Eukaryota; Metazoa; Arthropoda; Ostracoda; Podocopida; Darwinulidae. The record is from the annotation of a GenBank genome assembly.